GGGCGGAUAGAUGCACCUGACUCUCUCUACAGUCACUGAGAUAUCCAGUAUGACCAACGUUGCUCAGCUCCUCCAAUAUCUCCCAGCAACUGAAGGUUGGCUGCCCAAAUGGAUGCUUUUAGUGGCCUCAAUGGCCGUUUUCAAUACUAUUCAGAACUUCACCACACUGAAGCUCACACGUAGGCUAUACAGUGCAGUUUCUCCCGGAACAGUAACUUCCCUUCAAGCAAGAACGUUUGCAGUCUGGACUCUGACAUCUGCUGUAGUCCGCGGGUAUGCUGCAUAUCACAUGCAUGAUAAGACAAUGUAUGACAUGGCUAUGAUAACAUACCUCAUCGCGUUUGGACAUUUCACUUCUGAAAUCUUCAUAUUCCGCACCGCAAAAAUCAACGUUCCCGUUUUGAGCCCGUGUAUCGUCUCCACUGUGUCUCUGAUAUGGAUGCUGAAGCAAUACGAGUUCUAUGUAAAGGUUUAGCUACUUCUUUACUCGAUCGUCAAUGCGUUGCUGCGAACUUGCUACUAUGCACAUGUCGAUCCAUCUUAUAUCUCGCGCUCUAAUUAUAAUUGCAAUACAAUCUAGAAAGUGGCACAUUGCUGCUUGUCAAAUUUC
Molecule: messenger RNA, 610 nt
Organism: Serpula lacrymans var. lacrymans S7.9
Lineage: Eukaryota; Fungi; Basidiomycota; Agaricomycetes; Boletales; Serpulaceae
Exons: 5
Coding region: 50-475 (141 amino acids)
Cellular component (GO): membrane; endoplasmic reticulum
Molecular function (GO): protein-macromolecule adaptor activity
Source: RefSeq, a predicted model, not a curated record